AUGAGAAACUCCUGCCUUUGACCAAAAUAGGAAUAUAUUUCAGGAGAAUGGCUACCUGUUACAGCACAUGGGCUCUCAGAUUAGAUUCUGUUAUCUCCAUUUGAACUGAACUAGUUUAACUUUUUCUGAACAUCCUCAGCAUUAUAAGGACCACACACUGAUGAAAACUGAGCUCAAAGAUGUUUCUUUCAGGAAAAUAACUUUUUUUUAAUUUAAGGGUAAGAGCUGACUGGAAGGUGUAUUGUUUUUUGCGCCGAUUUCGGUUCAGUUUUAAUUGUGGAGUGAGGCGCCCUCCCACAAUACUCUGCUCUAUCCACGUAUGCGUAAAAGGAUGCAAACAGAUGCCGUGUCUUGGAGUCACGGCUCUUCAUGUAAUGUUGUGUCACGCGCGCUUCUCAGGCUGUGUUUAGGUCUGUCUGGUCAGUGCAUGGCAGAGUGUGGUGAAGAGGACGCAGCAGAGGACUGCUGCCCCCCCUCACUUCUCCACUGAGCCCUCAGGAGAGCGGAGGCAGAAAGACUGCAUGGGGACCGCACUGAACGCCUUUCUCUGCUAAAACGCAUCAUUGCUGAUUUUGGAGAUGAAAUCCGGAACGCGCAGUCCAGCCAUGUAGACUUGGAGCGCUCAGACGGUUUAUUUAUGUUUGCUAAAGCUCUUAUCGGGAGUUUGAAGUGAUCUGAAGCCUGCUAUGGAGGACCUCUUAAGUCAAAAUGAGUGUGAGCACUGACAAUGUCACAAACUUGUGGAAAAAUGGUUCCUCGGAACUUGACGGGACUCCGAGUGUGUUUUCACAUGUCAACUUCACCAACAGCAGCUCCAGCGGGGGGAACCACACGCAGCCCAGCGAGGUGGACCUCACCCGGGCCAUCCCGCUCGGCUUGGUGCUCGGGGCUUUCAUCGUGUUCGCCAUCGCGGGCAACAUCCUCGUCAUCCUCUCGGUUGUGUGCAACAGGCACCUGCGCACCCCGACUAACUACUUCAUUAUCAACCUGGCCAUCGCCGACCUGCUGCUGGGCACCACAGUGCUGCCGGUGUCCGCCACCCUGGAGAUCCUAGACUACUGGGUGUUCGGGAGAAUCUUCUGUGACAUCUGGGCGGCGGUGGAUGUUCUCUGCUGCACCGCGUCCAUCAUGAGCCUGUGCGUAAUAUCCAUCGACCGCUACAUAGGAGUGAGCCACCCGCUGCAGUACCCGGGCAUCGUGACGGAGAAGCGGGCCCUGCUGGCCAUGCUGGGGGUGUGGGUGCUGUCGGUGGUCAUCUCCAUCGGGCCUCUGUUCGGGUGGAAGCAGCCGCCGUCGCCGGACGACACGGUGUGCCCCAUCACCGAGGAGCCGUUUUACGCACUCUUCUCCUCCCUCGGCUCUUUCUACAUUCCUCUCGUGGUCAUCCUAGCCAUGUACUGCAGGGUCUACAUAGUCGCCAAACGGACCACUAAGAACCUGGAAGCAGGUGUGAUGCGCGAGAGGAUGAACUCCGGGGAGCUGACCCUCAGGAUCCACAAGGGGUCUCAGGUGCAAGAAGAGUCCGGCAGCUCGGGCGCAGCAGCCGGGAAGGGCCGAGCGCACCAAGCCAGGAGUUCCCUCACGGUUAAACUUCUGAAAUUCUCCCGGGAGAAGAAAGCGGCUAAAACUUUGGGGGUUGUGGUCGGCAUGUUUACGCUUUGUUGGCUGCCUUUCUUUCUCGCCUUACCCAUAGGGUCUUUUAAUGUGAACUUGCGCCCACCCGACCUCCUCUUUAAAGUGAUCUUCUGGUUGGGCUACUUCAACAGCUGCCUGAACCCCAUCAUCUACCCUUGCUACAACCGCGAGUUCAAGCUGGCCUUCAUUCGCAUCCUCAGAUGCCAGUGUCAUCAGCGUAAACGGAGAGCAUACAACUACCGCUCCUCCAACUUCAGCUCCUCCGGACACUCACGCAAAGGCUCGGCAGAUCACAACUCUAGCUGCUUAAAUGGCAGCCAGCGUACUCUGCCCUCAUCAGCCAGUCCAAGCCCCAGCUACCUGAGUCACGGUCUCCCUCCCUGUCCUGAAGGGGAAACAUUAUACAUCUGGGGGGGUAGUACUCCUACUCCCUCCACUCCUAACCUGCUGCCCGGUAGCCCUGCAGAUUGUCAGCAUGGAGCUAUGAGACGGGAGUCAAGAGGAGGGCAACAUGCGGAAGAGAGUACCAGAAAUGUUUUCUCUUUUUCCUUCAGGGAUAACAGAGACAAAGUGGGGAUCAAAAAAGACGGCAGUGUGCCUGAUGACAAAGCCUGACAUGUUCAUUCCUAACAGGGAUUAAAGUCACAAACACAGUGUGGAUUGGGAUCUGCUGCUCUCACUCUACAUGGUCCUGUGUUCAGUCAUCAUUGUCAUUAGUGGCCAGUGUGAGGUGAAGAAGUAUUGACUAAGCUGCUGUAUCAGAGGUGUUUUGUCCUUCAUUGCUGUACCUGUGUUUGAAAACGGAGGUUUCAUUCAAUGGGCCGUAAGGGCUUCAGAUAGUUGGUGAAAACCACUGACAUUACUGCAUGUAUUUUAAUUACACAGAAAGAAAAACAGCCUUCCUUUUAAUUUAUGUCUGCCCUGUAAAAAGACUGAAACAUCUUUACUCUCAUGUAAAACGUGUGAAAAGACGAAACAGUCACUUUCUAUAGAGCCCUUCUGGUGUCAACUGAGGAAAAAAUGUCAUCUGGUCUGUAAUUCUUUUAACCUAUGGGUACAGUUUUGUGAACUGUGGGAACAGAUUUGUAAUUUUUUCAAAGCUGCGGGCACUGCUAGGAAACCAUUGGAAUAACCCUGGACAUUGUGGGAACUGUUUUGUAAACUUUAAAAUACUAUUGUCAUGGUUUUGUAAACUGUGGGAACAGAUAAGUACAUUUUACAAAACUGUGGACACAGUUUGGAAACCAUUGGAAUAAUCCUGCACAUUGUGGGAAGUGUUUUGUAAACUAUGGGAGCAGAUUUGUAAACUUUAAAACACUAUUGUCAUGGUUUUGUAAACUAGGGGGACAGGUCCAUAAACUUUACAAAACUAUUGCCAUGGUUUUGUAAACAUAGAGACAGAUUCACAAAUUUACAAAAUUAUUGCCAUAGUUUUGUAAACCAUGGAGAAAGGUUCAUAACUUUUACAAAUCUAUAGUAACGUUUUUUUUUAAACCAUUGGAACAGUUUUUAUGUUAACUCAGUGAAACUGUGGGAGUAUUGUAAACUGUGGGAACAGAUUUGUAAACAAGGGAAACAGACCUGCGAGAACAUAUUGCUGAAUGUUAUGGCACAGUAAGAAUAGUGUUGGAAUCUGUUGGAACAGAUUAGCAAACUGUGGGCACAAUUUUCUUUACUUUUUGAAACUCUGGGCCUGUUGGGUAGACCGUAGGCUUGGUGUCCUCAAGUUUACUUAUCUAUGCCCAUACUUUACAAAUCCAUUCCCACAGUUCAUGAAACAGUUUCUGAAGUUUAAUUUUUAUGCUGUAGUAUUGACUACAAACUGUCCACAGACAUGUGAUCGCUCUUUUGACCCUGAAUGGCUCUGUACCUUUCUGUUGAGGUCACUAAAUAUCUAAAUGGUAUGUUGUGGAAAAUAAGUAUAGCCUGGUUUAUCUGCUGUGCGCACAAUCAUCAGAUAUCAUUUUGUUUUAUAUGUUUGAUGUUCAAAAACUUCUGAAUAUCAAUAUUAGAAAUGUGAUACUUAAAAAUAAAAAUAGAUCAGUGCUCAAACACAGCCUCUCUGUUACUUUAAUGUGUGAAGAACCAGCACCUUUAGGGUCUGUGUCCAAAGCCAGCUUUUUGUGCUGGCAGCAUCAUUUGAAAUGUAAAACUAAUGUAGUAUUUUAUUCCUACUAUAAAAACAGUGAAGUUUUUUUGGAACAGUGGUGCACUCAUUAAUGUCACUUCUCUCUCACUGGCCAAUCAAAAUCAAGAAGUGGCAGGACCAAUGACACCAGCCUUGUUAACAACAACAGAAAGAAACGAAUGAAGUAGACCCUACUGUGAGGGCACCAUCUCCAUGUUUACAGCUGCAAAUGCUGGGAUGAAUUCCUUUACAUUGUUUUCACUUCACUUCACAAAAUCCUAAAUAUGAAGUACACAGAGCUCUUAAAAAUUUCUUACGGAUAUUACACAGGAAAGCAGAGGUCAGUUUCCAUCAAUAAAUGCUGGUGAGAUGGGCUAUAAAACUGUUAAAAAUGUGUUGAUGGACACAGGCUCAGACACUUCAUAAUGGAUUACUGCUUUUGUGAGAAAUUUAAGGUCUGUGUCAAUUUUGGCAAUCCAUGUGAACAAAGCACUACUACUCUUUUAUUCCCUUGUCUCUAUAAAGUGGAGUUGUAUUUUAGCUUUAAUACUUUACUAAGUUUAAGUACAACAUAUCCUGCUUUCUUUUGAGUCAAACAUAUCAUUUCCAGUGAAUCUUUGCUAACCUGACUGAUUCAUAUACAGUGCCCAUAGAAAGUAUUCACCCUUCUUGGAUGUUUUACCUUUUUAUCAAUUUUAUUAGUCAAUCAUGGUCAACAUAAUUUGGUGUUUUGACACCCAAUCCCUAUGCAUCCUGGCAGAGCAUAAACAUUUUUGCACAGAAGAAUGGUGUCAAAUUGCAAUGUCCAGAUGUGCAAGCCUGAUUGAGAGCUAUCC
Molecule: messenger RNA, 4599 nt
Organism: Cheilinus undulatus (humphead wrasse)
Lineage: Eukaryota; Metazoa; Chordata; Actinopteri; Labriformes; Labridae
Product: alpha-1A adrenergic receptor-like
Exons: 2
Coding region: 709-2250 (513 amino acids)
Biological process (GO): regulation of cardiac muscle contraction; regulation of vasoconstriction; phospholipase C-activating G protein-coupled receptor signaling pathway
Cellular component (GO): membrane
Molecular function (GO): alpha1-adrenergic receptor activity
Source: RefSeq, a predicted model, not a curated record